Eufriesea mexicana is the source of this 4423-nucleotide messenger RNA. RefSeq names its product ER degradation enhancer, mannosidase alpha-like 2 (gene Edem2). The transcript has 17 exons. Lineage: Eukaryota; Metazoa; Arthropoda; Insecta; Hymenoptera; Apidae. Gene Ontology annotation, molecular function: mannosyl-oligosaccharide 1,2-alpha-mannosidase activity; calcium ion binding. Bases 78 to 4235 code for a protein of 1385 amino acids. Gene Ontology annotation, biological process: endoplasmic reticulum mannose trimming; carbohydrate metabolic process; mannose trimming involved in glycoprotein ERAD pathway. Gene Ontology annotation, cellular component: membrane; endoplasmic reticulum. The record is from RefSeq and is a predicted model, not a curated record.
AUAUAAAAAACAAUGUGUGCUGCUACAAAUACAAGAUCUUGACAUCAAGAGGAAUAUAUUUUUUAAUACAAAGGAAAAUGGCUUGUGAUUUACUUAUUUGGGGAUUAUUAAUGUUUGGAUGCAGCAUACAAGUAUUAGUUGCAUCUGAAGAUGAUCCAUUAGAAUAUAUGAGCAAGGAAGAACGGGAAGCAUUAAAAGAAGAAGCCAGAGAUAUGUUUUGUCAUGCAUAUAAUGCUUAUAUGGAUAAUGCAUAUCCUGCUGAUGAAUUAAUGCCAUUAAGUUGUAAAGGAAGGUACAGAGGAUCAGAACCAAACAGGGGUGACAUAGAUUCUACAUUGGGAAAUUUUUCUCUCACAUUGGUUGAUACAUUGGAUACACUUGUAGUAUUAGGAGAUUUAGAGGAAUUUGAACAUGCGGUUAAACUUGUUGUCAGAGAUGUUAGCUUUGAUACCGAUGUUAUUGUUUCUCUAUUUGAAACUAAUAUUAGAAUGCUUGGGGGUCUUUUAAGUGGUCACAUACUAGCAGAAUAUUUACAACAAAGAGCUGAUAUAAUGCCAUGGUAUAGGGGUGAACUUUUAAAUUUAGCCAAAGAUUUAGGAUACAGAUUUUUACCUGCAUUUAACACAACUACAGGAAUACCAUAUGGCAGAAUAAAUUUAAAAUAUGGUAUGAAAGGUGUACCUUUGGAAGCAUCAAGAGAAACGUGUACUGCUUGUGCAGGUAGCAUGAUUUUAGAAAUGGCAGCAUUAUCACGGUUAACAGGAGAAUCAGUUUUUGAGGAAAAAGCACAAAAAGCAAUGGACAUUUUAUGGAGAAUGCGUCAUCGUGGUACGGAUUUAAUGGGGUCUGUGUUAAAUGUACAUUCUGGUGAUUGGGUAAGAAGAGAUUCUGGGGUAGGAGCAGGUAUAGACUCCUAUUAUGAAUAUUGUCUUAAGGCAUACAUUUUAUUAGGUGAUGAAAAGUAUCUUGGUCGAUUUAAUAAACAUUAUCAAGCAGUAAUGAAAUAUGUAAGCCAAGGACCAAUGUUAUUAGAUGUACAUAUGCACAGACCAAAUACAAAUGCAAAAAAUUUUAUGGAUGCUUUGUUAGCUUUUUGGCCUGGUUUGCAGGUACUAAAAGGUGAUAUUAAACCAGCUGUAGAAACGCACGAAAUGUUGUAUCAAGUUAUGCAGAGACAUAAUUUUAUACCAGAAGCAUUUACUACUGAUUUUCAGGUACACUGGGGGCAUCAUCCAUUAAGGCCAGAAUUUUUAGAAUCAACGUACUUCCUGUAUCGUGCUACUGGUGAUCAUUAUUAUUUAGGAGUUGGGCGGAAGGUACUCAAAAGUCUGCAAACUUAUGCCAGAGUACCAUGUGGUUAUGCAGCUGUAUCAGAUGUUAGAACUAAUAAGCAUGAUGAUACAAUGGAUAGUUUUGUAUUAUCAGAAACUUUUAAAUACUUAUUUCUGUUAUUUGCGGAGCCAGGCGAACUACUUUUAGAUUUGGAUGAAUUUAUUUUUACAACUGAGGGACAUCUAUUACCAUUAACACUUGCUUCUAUAACGACUAACGUUUCUUUGCAAGAUUUUGAACGAGAUAUCGUACAUGUGGAUGAAAUGGAUCGUACUUGUCCUAAUAGUCUGCACUUAUUUCCUGCAUCGGUAAGACAAUCUUUGAGGAACAUGGUUGAAGAUGUAUAUCCGAGACGCGCAAUAAAAAGAAGAUUAAGUGCUGCACAAUUCCAGGCAAAUAAUUUGGAACAUUUAAAAUUGUUGAGUGAUAUGGGAAUAAUGACUUUAACUUUGGCAAAUGGACGAGUUCAACUAUUGCAUACAUUUUCUAAUGCAAAAACACCACAGGAUUUAGAAGAAGGUUUAUUAUUUAUGCAAGAAAUGGUUGAAAUAAGUAAAAUGCAAUCUCAACAAUCUGAAGUUAAACCACAAGCUGUCUCAUUUGUGAAACCAAAUACAAAUCCACCUCAGGUAGUUACAUUAUUAGCUGGACCGGCACAAUUUGGGUUAGAAUUGAAAGGAUUAGAGAAAAUAACCGGUAAAGUUGUUUUUACAUUACCAUCUACCGCAUGUACUGAUCUCCAUGACACAGAUGUACUUACUGGAAAUAUAGCAAUAAUGGGUCGGGGUAACUGCAUGUUUAUAGAGAAGGCAAGACGAAUUCAAAAAGCAGGUGCUGUGGCUGGAAUAGUGUUGGAUAAUGUUGAUGGUUCUAGUGCCACAACUUCACCUAUAUUUGCAAUGUCAGGAGAUGGAAAAGAAGUGGAUGAUGUAACUAUUCCAGUUGUAUUUUUGUUUAGUGUGGAGGCUUCUGAACUAUUAAAAGCAAUUGCCAAGGCAAAUGGUGAUCUUACAGUUACUAUUGGAAAUUUUUUUUCAAAAGAUAAUGCACAACUAAAGGCACCUACUGAUUUAUCAGUGUUUGAACGGUUAAAGGGAACAUUAAAAUCUUUUCUUACGCGACAAAUGACACCACAGACAUCUCCAAGCAGCGGAACAAAUUUGGAUAUGGUUCCUGAGAUUAAAUAUGAAGAAGGCGAAAAGGACAUAGUUGUUGCUUAUGAUCUACGUGCUGAAAUUAUCAAAGAUCCACUUGGCGGAACAGUAAGAAUCACAUCGACGUACAUAUCUUUUUCACCUACGGAAGUAACGGAGGCCAACACGUUAAUAGAAAAACAGUGGCGACAGCUGAAAGAAGUUUUUGUGAAUCACAUACGCUUAGAUGUUAAUCAAAAAACAGGCUUACAAUUUAGAAGUUUUAUAUUAGAAAGUUAUUAUAAUUGGAUAGUAAAGUCACGAGGUGGAGAUAGUAAUGUAUUAAAAGUACCUUUACGAGAUAAAGUUACGUGGUUUUUAGAAGAAUUAGCUGAAGUUGUACCAAAUCCGUCCAUUAUGAAAAUGGACCAAUUAAUGGAUUAUAAUAAACAAAAAUUGUUAAAACAAUAUUUAUUAACAAAAAUGGAUAUUAUGGUUUUAAAUAUGAAAACGGUCACAACAAUAUUAAAAACAAUGCGACCAGAAAGUUCAAAUACUGAACAGUUGUUCAAGAUUUUCGAAAUUAAUUUCACGCAAGCUGGUAAUUAUAAGUUUUUAACACAAUUGUUACCAGGUAUUUUUGACAUGGAAGACGAAAUUAUUAGUGAGCACCUUGCCCUAUUAGAGCAUAUUAAUAAAGCCGUGCAUAAGAAAUACAGUGAAAUUUUAGCUGAUGGAGCACAAGAAAAUUUAGAAAAAUUAAUACUAGAUAAAAAUUCUUAUUAUUAUACAGUAAUUGAUAAUUGGCAGAAAGAUUUGAAAAAUUUUGAAAAAUUAGGUGUAUCAAAGAAAGCUAAAGAGCAAGAUUCUACUAUUACAGAAUUUAUGAUAGAUAAUAAUGAAAGUAGUAAAACAGAAAUAAAAUCUAAAGAUAUUUCUAAAAUGUCUAAAAGAAAUGAAGAUGUCAAUGUAGGAAAAUUUGAAGAUUUCAAAUACUUUAUAUUAACAGAAAUAGAAAAAGUUGUGAAAAAUUCAGAACAAGAUAAUAUUCGAAAAUAUCAAGAACAUGUUGAUACUUCAAGAGAUGCAUUAGAUAACACGAGUAAAGAAGCUAUUAAUUUAAAUAAAAUAAUUUUAAAUAUUUCUUCUCAAAAUCAAAGUAAAACUGAUACAUUAAAAAAUAAAAUAAAAUAUCAAAUUGAAUUUAUAAAAAAUAAUAUUGAAGAUUUAACGAAAAAUAUAGAUUCUUUGGUAGAUUUUACUAAAAUUACAAAUUCUUUAGAAGAUGUGCAAUCAAAUAAUAUAGAAUUUCAAGAAACAACUAUUAAUAAUAAUAGUGCUGACAAAGAAGCACACAAAGAAUCCUUGUUAAAUGAUGAUUUCCAAGUAACAGAUACACAAGCAAGUUCUUCAAAUACAGAAACACUUGAAAAAGAUAGAAGUAAAAUGUUACAAAAAAUUGAAAAAGCUGAUUCGCAAUAUAGUCAGAAAAGUAAUCUGAAUAUUGAUCGUUUUACUCAUUUAAAUACGAAUAAUUAUAAAAUUAUAUCAUCUAAGCUACCCAAAGAAUAUAAAAAUCAAAUAUUGAUACCUAAAACAGAAGAGAAUACAAAUUCUGUUAAUAUUAAAAAAAAACUAGAAUUCAAUUCAUAUUAUAAUCUGGUAGAUGAAAGUAAACUGCAAAGUAGUCAAAAAUAUAUAAAUGAAGUUAAAAAUAAGAAAGUCGAUGUACAGAAACAUAAGAGCAAACAUAUCGACGAUGAAUUAUAAUAUUAAAGUAACACUGAACAGAUUUCUAAAUGCAACAAGCCUGGCAAUCCUAUUCACAUUGCAUUUGAUAUUUUUGCACUAAAUUUGAAUGUGUAUGCAGUGAGCUUUAAUCUUUUUAUAUAUAUGAAACCCAUGUUAGGAAAAGAUUAAUUAUCCAAUAAAAAGAAUGAUAUGAAUGACUGGUCUAU